GGCAAUGUGCUGACUUUUGAUGCAAAUGUACUGCGUGUGCUUUGAAGUCUGAAGUCCAAAUUUAGAGACGGCAUUAUCAACCCAGCAUCUGGAUCUCAUAUCCAACACCACCUUCUUUCCUUGCCGAUCUCUUUUCCCCCUAACAAAGAAGAAUUAUGAGUCUACAAGAAGAUAGGAAGAAGCUGAUGCCAGUUAUCUCUCUGGAGACUCUGGUGGUCUGUGUUCUCUUCCUCAAAGUUUCAGCCGCAAUAGAUGGUGAAUUUAUCUUCAAUGGCUUCCAAGGUGCUAAUCUAAGCUCCGAUGGAGUAGCAUCUAUAACUCCCGAUGGCCUCCUGAGACUGACCAACCUUACGAUGCAUGCGACAGGCCAUGCCUUCUAUUCCACUCCACUCCUCUUCAAAAGUUCUCAAACCAGUAAUGUCAUCUCCUUCUCUACGACAUUUGUGUUUGCAAUCGUCCCUGGAUAUCCACUAGGUGGCAUGGGGAUGGCCUUUGUUCUCUCUCCUUCGAAAAAUCUCUCUGGAGCCUCACACAGUCAGUACUUGGGCCUCUUCAACCCCAGCAACAAUGGCAACUUAUCAAACCAUAUUGUUGCGGUUGAGCUCGACACAUCUUUCAACCCUGAAUUCAAAGACAUCAACGACAAUCAUGUAGGAAUUGAUAUCGAUAGCUUGACUUCCACCGACUCCUAUUAUGCAGGCUAUUUCACAAAUGAUGAUAAGUUCAGGAACCUUACACUCAUGAGUGGCGAACCGAUGCAAGUUUGGAUAGAGUAUGAUGGUAAAGAAAUGCAGCUUAAUGUGACGUUGUCUCCUUUCAAAGCACCUAAACCAAAUCAUCCUCUCUUGUCUUCAAAUAUCAACCUUUCUAGCAUAUUCUUCGACCACAUGUAUGUGGGCUUCUCCGCAUCCACUGGCACGGUUCAAGCAUCUCACUACGUUUUGGGGUGGAGCUUCAAGUUGGAUGGGAUUGCUCAGCCACUGGAUUACUCCAAGCUGCCACAUCUCCCUCGGACCAAAUCCAAACAGAGGCCAAGGGGUAUGACCAUUUGGAUUCCCAUAUUGGUGGUGGUGUUCCUCUUAAUAACUGCGGCUGUGGUUCUUUUUGUUGUGAGAAGGAAGAACAAGUUUGCAGAGAUUCUGGAGGACUGGGAGCUUGAAUAUGGAUCUCAUAGGUUCUCAUACAGAGAUCUCUACAGAGCCACCAAUGGGUUCGAAGACAGUGGCCUUCUUGGAGUAGGAGGCUUUGGCAGGGUCUAUAAAGGGGUACUACCUACUUCUAAUACUGGAGUUGCUGUCAAAAGGGUCUCCCAUGAAUCCAAGCAGGGAGUGAGGGAGUUUGUAGCUGAGAUCAUGAGCAUCGGUCGGCUCCGGCAUCGCAACUUGGUCCAGCUCCUGGGUUACUGCCGGCGCAAAGGGGAAUUACUUUUGGUAUAUGACUUCAUGCCCAAUGGCAGCCUCGACAAGCUUCUGUUCGACCAAAAGAAAUUCAUCCUUGAUUGGGCUCAAAGGCUUCAGAUCAUCAAAGGUGUCGCUCUAGGCCUCCUGUAUUUGCAUGAAGAGUGCGAGCAGGUCAUCAUUCAUCGAGACAUCAAAGCCAGCAAUGUAUUGCUGGAUGGUGAAUUGAAUGGUAAACUAGGAGAUUUUGGCCUCGCAAGGCUAUACGACCAUGGGGCUGAUCCAAAAAGCACCAUUGCGGUGGGAACAAUGGGCUAUCUCGCACCAGAAGUUACAAGGAGAGGGAAGGUGACUACGAGCACCGAUGUGUUUGCUUUUGGAGCUUUCCUUCUAGAGGUUGCUUGUGGUCGAAGGCCAAUUGAACCGAGAGCACCAGAAGAGGAGACGAUUUUGGUGGACUGGGUCAUGAAGAAUUGGCAAAGGGGAACUAUUCUUGGUGUUGCCGACUGGAGAUUGCAAGGUCGAUACGUAGUCAAGGAAGUCGAGCUAGUGUUGAAGCUGGGGCUGCUUUGCUCGGACCGAUCACCAGCUGCUAGGCCUAGCAUGAGGAAAGUGAUACAGAUACUAGAUGGUGCUGUUCCAAUGCCAGAUCUCGUGGUUGAUCCUAUGAGUGUUGGCGUUUCAGCUUUACCUGGAGGAGAAGGAUUCAGCAACUGCAACACAUCGACUCCGUUAAUAGGAACUGCUUCAGUUCAGCCUGGAGGCCGAUGAUUGAAUAAAAUUCACUGUUAAUGGAACUUUGUUAAUGAAUUAGGAGGGUGCCAACUGACCUAGUUGGGUUCAGUUGGCAAAAUCUCAUGUUUUUGUAAGAGACAUGGAUUUGAUCCUGCCACCACUUAGAUGUUCGACUAGGCUGCUAUCAUCCUAAAUCCUGAAAAGAAA
This is a messenger RNA of Elaeis guineensis (African oil palm), 2339 nucleotides long. Its product is annotated as L-type lectin-domain containing receptor kinase SIT2-like. Gene Ontology annotation, molecular function: ATP binding; carbohydrate binding; protein kinase activity. The record is from RefSeq and is a predicted model, not a curated record. Gene Ontology annotation, biological process: protein phosphorylation. NCBI's taxonomy places the organism in Eukaryota, Viridiplantae, Streptophyta, Magnoliopsida, Arecales, Arecaceae.